This is a messenger RNA of Morone saxatilis (striped sea-bass), 1322 nucleotides long. It is a transcript of the gene rbp5, whose product is annotated as retinol binding protein 1a, cellular. Gene Ontology annotation, molecular function: fatty acid binding. The record is from RefSeq and is a predicted model, not a curated record. The coding region runs from base 364 to 780 and encodes 138 amino acids. Lineage: Eukaryota; Metazoa; Chordata; Actinopteri; Moronidae. Gene Ontology annotation, biological process: fatty acid transport. Gene Ontology annotation, cellular component: nucleus; cytosol. The transcript is spliced from 4 exons.
CAUGAACCUCCCCCUUGCAUUUGGCCCUGCAGAAAAAAAGAAAACACACACACACACAGUCUGAGUGAGCUGACGGAAAACGAUUUCCCAACUUCAGUGUGAAUUUCCACCAAAAGAGGAGUUAACGUCCGCGCACUGUGGAGCCGCCUGCAGCACAGAGGGGCUUCAGACUGCGUGCAACAACGCGAGCGAGUCUCAUUUUACGCGCAUUCCCUCUCCGAUCCAAGACAUUGUCCCCCAAAACGUCGCGGAAGUGAUAGUGAUACCGCACCAGGCACCCAGCUCAUCUGUGGGAUCCAGAGUCUAGUCGAGGCAAGAAGGAGAGAAAGUAGAAGCUGCAAAGGAGUUUUUGGAGGGAACAAAAUGUCAAAACCGAAUUACUCUGGCACGUUUCAUAUGGUGGAUAUGGACAAUAUGGACAGCUACCUCGCAGCUUUAGAUAUUAAUUUUGCUCUGAGGAAGAUUGUGUGUCUGCUGAAGCCCACCAAAGAGAUCACCCAUGAUCCGGUCACAGGAGACAUGAAGAUCCGCACUCUCACCACCUUCAAGAACUUCAACAUGGAUUUCACCAUUGGAAAAGAGUUCACUGAAGACCUGGGUCCAGUGGAUGGCCGUACCUGUCAGACUACAGUGAACUGGGAAGGGGAUAAGCUGAUUUGUGUACAGCGAGGCGAGAAAGAAGGAAGAGGCUGGACACACUGGCUGGAGGGCAACAAGCUGCAUUUGGAGUUGAGAGUUCAAGGUGUGGUUGCCAAGCAAGUCUUCAAGAAGGCUGAUUGAAGUAAUACAAUGUGUUUUAGUGGAUAACUUGAAAUUAUUCUUAAUAGAAUAUAGUUAAGUUACUUGGUACAAGAUUAAUGUUUAUAGUUUUGUUUUUUAAUUAUAAUCCACAUUAUUAUGAAAUAUAAUGAGACUGGAUAUGUGUUAAAAUACUGGCGUGAACAUGUUCCUAAUUGUUUCUGUCUGAUUGUACUAACUGAGAAAAGAGCAGCGGAGCAGAUUUACUUUUGUAAACAUUCCCAGAAUGCUUCUAUCGUAACAAAGUUAUAAACAAAUCAUACAUCUGUCUGGUGUCACUGCUACAUCUUUAUUCCACUAUUCUCCAACUUUAAAAUGUCAGUAGCACAUGUGAUAUUAUCUUAUUGUAUAGUUUUAUAAAUACAAAAAGUCAGUGGUCAGAAUUCAUAAUACAGUGUGAGAAGACUUUUUACAGCCUGGUUGGAACAAUAUAAGUUAAAUUAGAUAUCCUUUAAAAUAUAAUUACAAAUACGCAAUUCACAUUAAAGGAUGUGAAAAAAGUAUUUUUUUUAAUGUUUCUUAUU